This is a messenger RNA of Hippoglossus stenolepis (Pacific halibut), 8198 nucleotides long. RefSeq names its product disco-interacting protein 2 homolog Ba (gene dip2ba). Lineage: Eukaryota; Metazoa; Chordata; Actinopteri; Pleuronectiformes; Pleuronectidae. The record is from RefSeq and is a predicted model, not a curated record. Bases 191 to 4942 code for a protein of 1583 amino acids. The transcript is spliced from 39 exons.
UGGUUGCCGCUGGUGAGUUUCUUCCAUGAUGGCGGAGCGGUCGGUCGCGCGGAUGGACUGUGUCUCCCACUCGGAUGCUUGUCUCGUGUCUUGAGGGAGGGCGCUUUGUUUUUUUUAGCAGUUUUCUUUCCAGACGCCACCCUCCGCUUCCCCCUCGACCACACCGCGCUCGUGUUCCCCGGCUGAAGUCAUGGCAGACCGCGGCGUGGAUCUGUCCGCCCUGCCGAAGGAGGUUAGGGACCAGUUGGCGGAGUUGGACCUGGAGCUGUCUGAAGGUGACAUCACGCAGAAGGGCUACGAGAAGAAGAGAGCCAAGCUGCUGGCCUCCUGCAUCCCCCACUUGCCAAAGGUGGAUCUGUCUCUUCCAGAUGUCCAGCUUUCCCCAGGCCACAGUGCGGACCCCAGCCCGAGUCCUGAGGCCCCAGGCCCCUCCACCUCUUCAGCUGCCAGACACCACCGUGCACAUCGCAGUGGAGGGGCCAGAGACGACCGCUACAGAUCAGACAUCCACACAGAGGCAGUGCAGGCAGCGCUGGCCAAACACAAAGAAGAGAAGAUGGCGCUGCCCAUGCCAACCAAGAGACGCUCAGCCUUUGUCCAGUCUCCCAUAGAGACCUGCACACCUCCAGACACAUCUUCUGCAUCAGAGGAUGAUGGCUCAUUGCGCAGGAAGGCAGCUCUCAGUGCAGUGCUGGCCCAGAGCCUGCAGAGCCCUGACUACUGGAUCAACCGUUCCGUCCAAAGCUCCUCCACGUCCUCGUCCGCCUCCUCCACCCUCUCCCAUGGAGAGCCCAAGACCCAACCACAGCCCCAGCCUCAACCUGCAAUUUCCUUGUUGGCCGACGUACUGGCCCACACGCGCAUAGAAAACAGUGUCCCCCCUGAUGUGACAUCCUCCACUCCCCAGGAGAGAGGAUCCAGGGUUGACCUGCCUCCAGCGGUCAGGGGCAUGAGCCGUGGACAGAGCCGCUCCAGCAUGCUGGAUACUGCUGAUGGAAAAAGAAAAGGUGUGCCUGUCAAUAGCAGGGUGUCCACUAAGAUCCAGCAGCUGUUGAACACACUCAAACGGCCCAAAAGACCACCACUCAGUGAAUUCUUCCUCGACGACUCUGAGGAAAUUGUAGAAGUUCCUCAGCCGGAUCCCAACACCCCGAAGCCGGAGGGACGUCAAAUCAUCCCUGUAAAGGGGGAGCCCCUUGGAGUGGUCAGUAACUGGCCUCCUGCCCUGCAGGCUGCUCUGGCCCGCUGGGGGGCCACCCAGGCCAAGAGUCCUGCCCUCACUGCUCUAGAUAUCACUGGCAAACCCCUCUACACAGUCACAUACGGCAAACUAUGGAGUCGCAGUCUGAAGCUGGCCUAUACACUGCUGAAUAAACUGGGCACCAAGACUGAGCCUGUCCUACAACCCGGAGAUCGGGUGGCGCUGGUGUAUCCCAACAGUGACCCUGGAAUGUUCUGGGUGGCUUUUUAUGGCUGCCUUUUAGCUGAGGUCAUCCCUGUGCCCAUCGAGGUGCCACUGUCACGACAGGACGCUGGCAGUCAGCAGAUCGGCUUCCUGUUGGGCAGCUGUGGUGUUAGUCUGGCGCUGACCAGUGAGGUGUGUCUCAAAGGGCUGCCCAAGACACCAAACGGAGAGAUCAUCCAGUUCAAAGGUUGGCCAAGGAUGAAAUGGGUUGUGACAGACACCAAGUACCUGACUAAACCAUCCAAAGACUGGCAGCCGCACAUCCCCACUGCCAACACAGACACCGCCUACAUAGAGUACAAAGCCAGUAAAGAGGGAACAGUGAUGGGAGUCGCCGUAUCCAAGAUCUCCAUGUUGACCCACUGUCAAGCCCUGACCCAGGCCUGUAACUACUGUGAAGGGGAGACACUGGUCAACGUGUUGGACUGCAAGAAGGAUAUGGGCUUGUGGCAUGGCGUCUUAACGAGUGUCAUGAACAGAAUCCACACCAUCUCAGUGCCAUAUGCUGUCAUGAAAGCCUGUCCUAUGUCGUGGGUGCAGAGGGUCCACAUUCACAAAGCACGUGUGGCCUUGGUGAAGUGCCGGGACCUCCACUGGGCCAUGAUGGCCCACAAGGACCAGAGAGACACCAACUUGUCUUCUAUACGUAUGCUUAUUGUGGCUGAUGGAGCAAACCCAUGGUCUGUGUCGUCAUGUGAUGCCUUCCUAAAUGUGUUCCAGUCUCACGGUCUGAAACCUGAGGUCAUUUGUCCAUGUGCCACUUCUCCUGAGGCCUUAACUGUGGCCAUACGCAGGCCUGGUGCACGAGGAGCUCCACUGCCAGCCAGAGCCAUCCUGUCCAUGGGUGGGCUGAGCCACAGCGUGAUCAGGGUGAACACAGAGGACAAAAACUCUGCUCUCACUGUUCAGGAUGUGGGCCACAUUAUGCCUGGAGCUCUGAUGUGCAUUGUGAAACCGGACGGGCCUACACAGCUGUGCAAGACGGAUGAAAUAGGAGAGAUUGUGAUCAACUCUCGGGCCGGAGGCACCAUGUACUAUGGCCUGCCUGGUGUCACCAAGAACACGUUUGAGGUGAUCCCUGUCAACCAAGCUGGAGCACCCAUUGGAGAAAUUCCCUUCAGUCGAACGGGUCUGCUGGGAUUUGUAGGACCGGGCAGUCUGGUCUUUGUUGUGGGGAAGAUUGAGGGGCUGCUGAUGGUGAGCGGGAGACGUCACAACGCAGACGACCUGGUGGCCACCGCGCUCGCAGUGGAACCUGUCAAAACAGUUUACAGGGGGAGGAUCGCCGUGUUCUCAGUGACAGUGUUUUAUGAUGAGAGGAUCGUGAUUGUGGCAGAGCAGAGGCCUGAUGCCAGUGAGGAGGACAGCUUCCAGUGGAUGAGUCGAGUACUACAGGCCAUCGACAGCAUCCACCAGGUCGGCCUCUACUGCCUCGCUCUCGUUCCAGCCAACACCCUCCCCAAAACGCCGCUUGGAGGCAUCCACAUCUGUGAAACCAAGCAAAACUUUUUGGAGGGAAACCUGCACCCGUGUAAUAUCCUCAUGUGCCCACACACCUGUGUUACCAAUCUGCCCAAACCACGGCAGAAACAGCCAGUGGAUGUGGGUCCAGCUUCUAUGCUGGUUGGCAACCUGGUGGCAGGGAAACGUAUCGCCCAGGCUACAGGCAGAGAGCUGGGUGUGGUGGAGGACCAGGAUCUGAUCCGAAAGCACCAGUUCUUGUCUGAAGCUCUGCAGUGGAGAGCCCAGACCGACCCAGACCACGUCCUGUAUGUGCUGCUUAAUGCCAAGGGGGUGGCAGUGUGCACAGCCACUUGUGCUCAGCUUCACAAGCGAGCAGAAAAAAUCACAGCCACCAUAAUGGAGAGAGGAGGCCUCAACACAGGAGACAAUGUGGUGCUGCUUUAUCCCCCAGGUAUUGACCUGAUAGCUGCCUUCUAUGGCUGUCUCUAUGCGGGGGUCAUCCCCGUGACAGUGAGGCCGCCUCACCCACAGAAUCUGGCUGCUACUCUCCCCACCGUCCGCAUGAUCAUCGACGUGAGCAAAGCAGCCUGCAUCCUCACCACUCAGCCUCUCAUGAGGAUCCUCAGGUCCAGGGAGGCUGCUGCCAGCGUCAACAUCAAGACGUGGCCAACCAUCAUUGAUACAGAUGACCUCCCCAGGAAGCGGCCUCCACACAUCUAUAAACCCCCCACAGCGGAGAUGCUGGCCUACCUGGACUUCAGUGUGUCCACCACAGGCAUGCUGACUGGAGUCAAGAUGUCUCAUGCUGCGGUCAGUACUCUGUGCCGCUCCAUUAAGCUGCAGUGUGAGCUCUACUCCUCACGACAAAUAGCCAUCUGUCUGGACCCGUACUGCGGCCUGGGCUUCGUCCUAUGGUGCCUCUCCAGUAUUUACUCAGGUCACCAGUCCAUCCUUAUCCCUCCCCUGGAGCUAGAGAGCUCUCUGCCUCUGUGGCUGAGCACGCUCAGUCAGUACAAGAUCAGAGACACCUUCUGCUCCUACUCUGUCAUGGAGCUGUGCACCAAAGGCCUCGGCACUCAGACAGAGAUGCUGAAGGCGCGGGGUCUGAAUCUGUCGUGCGUGCGGAGCUGCGUGGUGAUAGCGGAGGAGCGGCCCCGUCUCACUCUCACUCAGUCCUUCUCCAAGCUCUUCAAGGACCUCGGCCUGUCGUCGCGCGCCGUCAGCACCGCUUUCGGCUCCAGGGUGAACUUGGCCAUCGGCCUACAGGGCACUGCGGGACCAGACCCCUCCACCGUCUAUGUUGACAUGAAGUCUCUGCGUCACGACAGGGUGAGACUGGUGGAGCGAGGAGCGCCACAGAGUAUUCCACUCAUGGAGUCCGGCACCAUCCUACCGGGAGUGAGGGUCAUCAUCGUCAACCCAGAGACCAGAGGCCCGCUGGGAGAUUCCCAUCUUGGGGAGAUCUGGGUGAACAGUCCUCAUAGCGCCAGCGGCUACUACACCAUCUACGGGGAGGAGAGCCUGCAGGCCGAUCACUUCAACACCAGGCUCAGCUUCGGGGAGCCCCAGACUCUGUGGGCCAGGACGGGCUACCUGGGCUUCAUCAAGAGGACGGAGCUGCUGGAUGCAAGUGGAGAUCGUCAUGAUGCCUUGUUCGUGGUGGGCUCUCUUGAUGAAACGUUGGAGUUGAGGGGGUUGCGUUAUCACCCCAUCGACAUUGAGACGUCUGUGUCCCGAGCCCACCGCAGCAUCGCAGAGAGUGCUGUGUUUACAUGGACCAACUUGCUGGUUGUGGUGGCGGAGCUGGGCGGCUCGGAGCAGGAGGCCUUGGACCUGGUGCCCCUCGUCACCAACGUGGUGCUGGAGGAGCACCACCUCAUUGUUGGGGUGGUGGUCAUCGUGGACCCCGGGGUGAUCCCCAUCAACUCCAGAGGAGAGAAGCAGAGGAUGCACCUGCGGGACUCGUUCCUGGCCGACCAACUGGACCCCAUCUACGUGGCCUACAACAUGUGAACACCUUUCACCCACCGAUGCAGAAAACUGAGCCAAGCUCCGAGGACAGACGGGAGGGAGAGAGAACCGGGGGUGCGUUCAGUAGCAGCCUGGAUGUCAAACCACAGACACACGUUCAAAACACCAAACAAUGUGGGAAUGAGAGCACAGUACCAGCACUGGAAUGAGAUCGUGCUUCCCUCUCUGAAACUGUUCCUUCUUUGCUUCCACCUGCUCGAUCGCUGCAGUCCAGGUUCACUGAGAUUCUUUCUCCUCUUAAAGAGAAGACAUAUCUGUCAGCUGGAGGAACUUUCAUCUUCAUCCUCUCUGUGCAUCCCACUCCUCCCUCAUCGCUCAAAUUCAUGUUUUUUAUAAGACAUUUUUAAUUAACUUUCAUCAAAGAAAGAAAUGUUACACCCCCCCCUUCUAUUCCUUGGUUUUUAACCUGAAGCAUUCAUCCCUGUGUGUUUUCAUUUUUUUAACCCCCCUGCGUUCUGAAGGGCAGGAAGGUGGAACUGGAUCUGCUGAGAGGAGCUGGAACUUUCCCCUCUUGCACUUUUAAGUCCUUGCACCUCUGAGUCCACUUCCUGUCUCACUCACCUGCCUCAAGAGGACACCCCCCACUACAAGAGCAAAUCCACAUCAGUAUUAACAAGUGCCACCAGCGAGUGCAGCCCACAUGUUACCUUCCCAUUACCCGGUGCACCGUGGCUCUCACCUCCCAUCGCAUACUGUGUUUGUCAGCGUUCACACAAAAUGUCAGAAAACACACACUUGAAUCAUUUUGUUGGUGCGGGAAAAGAAAGAGUCUCUUCAUAAACACACAAAUCUGGAUAGUAAGGAUAAUACGUAUUCUUCAUUUUCAGUGGAAGUAGGAGUUGAUCCAUCAGAUAGUUCUUAUGGUUGUGAUAGUGCUAAAGAAUAAUAAUUCAGAAAUAUUACAGGAGAAGAGUCACAUUGCAUUGCUGGGGUUUAGGUGGAAGUUAAUCAGUGUCUACAUGCAGUCCUAAAAAAAGCCAACAAGCUCAGCAGUCACAGAGCAGUAGAUCGGAUGGUCUAGUAGCCUCAUGGUUUAGCAUCACAUGUGAGGCAAUGCACUGAGCUUCUGAUCCUCUGAAGAAGAAAUAAAUACCCAGAUCUUUGAAACACCGUGAAGGUCUUUUAAAAACACUUGCUGCCGUUCACAGGUUAUUUCCUGGCUUCUCAAAGACUCUUCCGAACAUGGGAUGAAUAAAUACAUCGUCUGUUCCUCAGUGAAGAACAUCUUAAACCCUUUUCCCAAGCCGCAGUUUAUCAAUUUAUCAGUAUAACUGAUAGUAAAGUCUUUAAUUUGUUUCACAUAUCGUACAAAUUGAACACGGACCUGCGUCAUUUCUCCAUCUGUGUUGGGGGAUAGUUAGCUUGUUUUGAUAAUUUACCAUCUUCUAGUUUGAACUGUGAUCAGUGAUCUGUUAGCUUCGAGCCUGUGCUUAGUUUCCAAUCUCAAAGCAAACGUGUUUUAUUUAAUGCUGUCGUCGCCGUCGAUGAAGUAAAUGUGGAUCAUCAGAAGGCAAGUCAGUGCCUUUUUUUUAUUGCACCAUUGUGACAUUCGCAAAAACAAUAUUUAUCAAAUAGGAUCUGGAGAAUGAGGACGUUCCUCCGCCUUACUACACCUGUGGGUCUCCAGUACUUCUUACAUCUGAUCUCACAUAUCUGGCUGUAAUGUUAGAACUGCUCCACCGUUUUUAGUUUUUGUUUAUAGAGGAGGGCUUGAGGGGGGGGGGGUGUCUCGUUCUUUAUUAAUUUUGUGUCAUGCCUUUCUCAUUUCAUCAUUUAAAACCAAUUCUCUCUGAAUGUCUGCAACACAAAAAUAAAACGUCAAAUUAAACAUGAAUAGCAAUCAGUAAGCAACUCGUGAUUUAAAUGGCAGAGUCCUCCUUUAAGAAGGGAGGUCAUAAUAAAUGAGGGUAAUAAGGAUGUUGUCUGUAUACUGUAUCUUAGAGGUCAAAUACUGUAUUACUGGUGUUAAUGUGUACAUGGAAAUGAACUUUGUCCAUCGGAACAAAAAAACUUGACUGAUCUUUCAUACUUGACUGCAUUUUUUUAUUUAACUGUAUCACAUUGCAAAAGAGAAAAAAAACGGUUUCCGAUUAUUUUGGCAGGAACAAUGUGCACUUUCCCAAUAUCAUUUUGUGCGUGUGCUUAUGUCUGUGUGUGUGUGUGCGUACAAGAAGGAAUGUGUGUGUGUGUCCAGUUUAACAUUGAUAUUUAGCUUUUCUGGUGCAACAAUGUUUGUCUUUUGUAAGAAAAUGAUGCCAGAAUAUUAAACCUUUUUUUCCUUUCUUUCUUUUUUAUGUCGCCUCCACUGUAUUUUUUUUUUUAGUUCUUUUCAUCCAAAAUUGGAAUUUUAAUAUAUUUUUUAGGGGUUUCAUCAACAUUUUCCUGAUGUAAUCUUUUCUUUAAAAACUGCACAACUUGUGCAAAUGGCUGGUUUGGUUUCCGAAGCAGCUUGACACCGUACAGCACAUCUGUAAACCACUCUCAUUCAGUGACGGACACUGACCACGUGUAUGCGAACCAGUAUCUGGGACACGUUAUAUUCAUGAAUAACAAACUGAAGCUUCUGAGCUACUGUGUGACAAUUGCUUUGUUGCUACUGUUUCAAUCCGACGAGUUUGAAUAAAGUUUUAUAAUUUCAUUUCGCCCUUCAAGCCUUUUCAAUAGACAUUGGUGCUAUUCAACAAGGGAAAGUUUGACAGACUUUUUUUCCUCCAAUGUCCUGAAAAACAAGGUUUCUUCCUGGAUGCCCUUUUUGUGUGAAAAAUAAGUCGUUCUUUUCUUCAUGCCAACAUCUUCUCACUCACCGCUCAGUUCUAAAACUUUUACCAUCACCAGUUUUCAUCAGCUCUGAGAUUUGAUGAGAAAUCUCCCAAUGGGCAACUGCACGAGGACAAUGAAAGUCGACGUUUUCCAUUCGGAUAUUUCUUUUUUCCAGUUGUCAUGUAGUGAGGAAUGGCGUUUGUUUCAAACCUCCUACGUUGUUUCUUAAGCACAAAAAUGUAAAAUGUACAUGUGAGGUAAUGAAAUUAGGAUCUUUCACACAAAAGUCACAAAAACUCAAGGGCCCACAAUGUAUACCUCAACGACUGUCUGUUCACUAUGCAUCGUCGAGCUGCAGCAAAGACAUUCUGAACUAGUCAAUGGUGCGAUAACUUGUAACAUGUCUUACUUGACAAAAACACUGUCACACUGUCAUUGGAUGUGUUUCAUGUCAAAUAAAAAAAGAUGCUUUGUCAGA